UCCUCUUUCUUAUUAAUUGUUUGGAGGAAGAGGGAUUGAAGCAGAAGAAGCAAAUGGCACAAGGGUAUGCAUGGGUCGUGUGGCAGUCCCGGAUUGGCUGUGCCUUCCGGACCGGCUGGGCAUGUAUCAUGGUAGGCUUUGCUAUUGAGUACUACAAUGCGCGGCUCCACCGGCCAAUGGACUUCCAAGCAUUUGCAUACUUGACAGCCACACUCAUCAUCGGCGAGGCUUGCCUGGGUGAGGCCAUGCAGGGCGCAGCGCUGGCCCUGUAUGGCGUAGUCCAAGGCGCCUGCCCUGCCUUGCUCAUCUUGUGGGUGAUGGGGCCGUCGAGCCUCUCGGCCUGGACCAUCACCCUAGCAGUCACAGUUAGUGGCUUCCUCGUCUCAUUCCCAAAGUCCACACACAUUGUGACCAAAAGGGUGGCACUUGGGCAGAUCGUCAUUGUAUAUGUUGCUGCUUUUAUGCGUAGAGGAAAUGGCAUUGAUGCCCGUGUCUACCCUUUGCAUGCUGCAUUGAGCACAGCCAUUGGAGCAGCUGCUUCAGUUCUCGCAUUACUUGUGCCUGUGCCUAGGCUAGCCUGUCAUAAGAUUAAGGAGAAGAUUCAGUUAAUAGGAGAAAUCUCCUCCAGUAUGCUGAAUCUGCUGGCAAGUGCGUACUCUGCUGAAAGCAUUUCUUCUUCAAUUGCCUCUCUUUCCCAAGCCAGAACACUUGGAGAUGUCAGAGCUCAUCUUAUCACCACUGUGAGGGAUAAACAGGCAAUUAUUGGUUGGGAGAAGCCUCUUGUUGGCUGCUUGACGCCCAAUUUUAAAGCCUUACUGGAGAAAUUUCUCUCGCUUGAGAAACCCAUAAAAGGAAUGGAGAUUGCAUUGAGCUGUUGCCCUUCAUUCCCCACAAACGGAUCAAUGGGAGACAAAGAAAUCAAGGAUCUUUCAAGUGCCAUGGCGGAAAGAAUUGGGCACUCAAUAGAAACAAUUAUGGGUUCAGCACAUAAAGAUUCGAGACAAGUGUAUGACAACGACAGCCAGCCUCCAGAGAUGCGCUUUGAAGCACUAGAAGCGGUGGCACCAACAUCUUCCAGGGAUUUGCCUCCCAUCUUCUUCCUCUUUUGCAUGAAGAAUCUCUACGAAGGCAUAGUGCUGCCCCAGAAAGAACAGGAGAAAACUACUGACGUGCCCAAGAAAGGGACACCAAUGAAGAAAGAAAAAGGUACUUGGUCUCUAAAGAUCGACACCGAGAGCCUGUUAAUGGCUGUAAAGUGCUCAAUAUCCUUAGGACUCUCUGUUCUUUUCGGGAUUCUCUUCACCGAUGACAAUGGGUACUGGGGAGGACUUGCUGUUGCUCUCUCCAUUGCGUCACAAAGAGAACCCACGUUCAAGAUGGCCAACAUAAGGACACAGGGCACAGUUCUGGGCUCUGUUUAUGGGGUUUUAGGAUGUUUUUUCACACAGAAGUUUGUGUACAUGAGGUACAUAGCAUUGAUACCGUGGGUGGUUUUCACUAGCUUCAUAAGGCAGAGUGAAAUGUAUGGCUAUGUAGGAGGCUUGACCGCGUUCAUCGGAGCAGUAGUAAUUCUAGGAAGAAGAGACUACGGUUCACCUUCUCAAUUUGCCAUUGAGAGAAUCACAGAAACUUUUGUGGGUAUACUUUGCUGCAUCCUUGUUGAACUUAUAUUCCUUCCAAGGAGGGCUUCAACUCUAGCAAGAGAGAAACUCUUAGGAACAUUAACAGAUAUCAGUGACUGUAUCUCAUUGAUUGGUUGCACCGACAUACCAUGCCUAAGCUUUCCAGAGAUGAAAGAAGCAGGAAGGAGACUGAGGACGAACUCUUCUGAGCUCAAGAAUUUGAUUGAAGAAGCGAAGACUGAGCCAGACUUUUGGUUUGUUCCAUUCCCUCAUGCUAGCUAUAGCCAGGUUUUAGGGUCAUUAUCUACCAUUAUUGAGCUUUUAGACUUCUUGGUUGAUACAAUUAACUCUCUUCCUCAAGCAUUUGAGAUGUACGAGGCCCUAAGCGAAGACCUUGAAGAAUUUAAAGACUGUAUCAGUUCGUAUUUGAUUUGCUUUCAGGAAGUCCUUCAGGUCAAGUCUUUGAAGGGGUUGAGUGAAGAGUACAUGAAGAAGAAUGAAGGGGGUGAUCCUGAGGCAGGAGGGGUCGACAUUGUUGAUGGGGAUGUGGUAGACAAGGUUAUUGAGUCAUUUGUUAGGCAUAUGGGAGAAGCAGUGGCGCAUGUUGAGGGCAUGAAGGAGAUGAGGGUCCAAAUGGUUUUGGGCCUUGGUGCUAUGGGGUUUUGCCUUGCAAACGUCAUGAAGGAAUCCAAGAAAAUCGAGUGUGGAAUUCAAGAAAUUCUUCAAAAUGAGAACCCUUUAGCUCAUGUGAAUUUGUGGGAAAUCUAUCAUAUGCUGAUGCGAGUGAGAUCUUCCUGA
This is a messenger RNA of Nymphaea colorata (pocket water lily), 2420 nucleotides long. RefSeq lists its product as uncharacterized. Gene Ontology annotation, cellular component: plasma membrane. Gene Ontology annotation, molecular function: transmembrane transporter activity. The transcript is spliced from 3 exons. The record is from RefSeq and is a predicted model, not a curated record. Gene Ontology annotation, biological process: transmembrane transport. Bases 54 to 2420 code for a protein of 788 amino acids. Lineage: Eukaryota; Viridiplantae; Streptophyta; Magnoliopsida; Nymphaeales; Nymphaeaceae.